Messenger RNA from Onychostoma macrolepis, 683 nucleotides. RefSeq names its product protrudin-like. Lineage: Eukaryota; Metazoa; Chordata; Actinopteri; Cypriniformes; Cyprinidae. Bases 79 to 660 code for a protein of 193 amino acids. Gene Ontology annotation, cellular component: endoplasmic reticulum tubular network; growth cone membrane. Gene Ontology annotation, biological process: vesicle-mediated transport; neurotrophin TRK receptor signaling pathway; endoplasmic reticulum tubular network formation. The transcript has 7 exons. The record is from RefSeq and is a predicted model, not a curated record.
ACACACUGGAGUUUAGAAGGAGACACAGGCCAGUGCUGAUUUAGCAGAACUAGUAAGAGUACUAGUGUUCAGAUAUUUAUGGAUCCUCCUUUUCUCCUUCAUGGAAACAGCAUGCAGUGCACAGCCUCCUCUCCUCAGGACCCCACACAGGCGAGCGGUGACCGGGCCGAACUGACCCAGCUGCCCGCUAAAGACGCGUCCUCCAUAGACAGCAGCUCUGAUCUGGGCAGCCCCAGAGCGCUGACCUUUGACCUGCUGAACAUGGUGAUCUGCUUCAAGCGGAUGGCCAUCUUCCUGGAGCCGGUCACAGACUCGCUGGAGGUGCUGCGCUCCCUGCUCGGGUGGAGGAUGCCGCUGUGCUCCCUGCUGAGCUGCGUUCUGCUCAACAUCCUCUUCCUCACUCUGAGUGAAGGCGCGUGGCUCUCUGUGCUGCUGCUGGCCGUCUCUGCUCCGGCUGAGGUCAAGGGCAUGCUGAAACGAAUAGAUGAGCUGCUGACCCAGGCGUGUGUGUGUGCGGAGUCUGUGUAUAAAGUGUUGUACUGGGAGAGCCACGCCGUCUCCUCCGUGAAACUGCAGUUCAGUGUUUUCUGUUUUAAAGAAAAGGGUUUGGUUUCCGAUCUUCAUCCUGUUCAUCAUGCUUUUCCAUUUAAACUCAUAUAAUGUUGUUUCACUUUUAUUCCCAG